AUGGACGAUUUGGACCUUUUACUCGCUGAUUUGGGAAGUCCCAAGAGUGGAGUGGCAAAGCCAGCUCCAGCUGCAUCCAAUGGACAUAAUAAUCACAACUCUUCAAAGGUUAACUUGAAUGAGAUAGAGUCGUUGAUGUCUGAUCUUCAGACCACCGGCAGACAGGAGCCAACACAUCACAACCACCACAACAACAACAACUCGACCUCGCAGCAGGCGUUUGAAUCAUCCGACGACUUGGACGCUCUGAUGGAGUCGCUCAACACGUCCAUCCACACCGCCGUCAAGACCAACGAGCCUGCGUCCCAAAAGACAUACUCAUCCUCGGCCAAGCCAGCGCCAUUGCACGCUGCACCCGUCAAGACAUACACCUCGACGGCCUCAGUCGUCGUGAAGAAGCCCCAGGUGUCCAGAGCCGUCUUGGAAACCACAGCCCCAGCACAGAGGAGUGCUCCCGCACCCAUCCACUCAUCAGCCUCGCACAGCACCGACGACUUGGACGAGCUCUUGAAGAACUUGAACCCACAGCAGCCAGUGGUCGACUACAAGCAGGCUGCUCCAGCUCACCAGCACCAGCACCAGCAUCAGCAUCAUCAACACCAGCCACAGCACCACCACCAGCAGGCUGCCGCCGCCCCAAGGGCUGCCGCCAAGCCAGCUGGCAAGGUUGUUGCCGGCGACGACUUGGACAACCUGCUCACCAACCUCACCUCGCAGAUGAACGACAUUGACACCACUGGCCCAACACCAAGAGGUACCUGUGGCCACUGCCGUAAGCCAAUCCUGGGCGAGACCAUCCAGGCCAUGGGCAAGCUGUACCAUCCCGAGCACUUUGUCUGCCACAACUGCCACAACCCAAUCGGCACCAAGAACUUCUACGAGCAAGAGAACUUCCCCCACUGCGAGAAGUGCUACCACGAGCUGUUCUGCUCCCGCUGCGCCCACUGUGAUGACGCCAUCACCGACCGCUGCAUCACCGCCCUGGGCAAGAAGUGGCACAUCCACCACUUUGUCUGCACACAGUGCCUGAAGCCCUUUGAGGACGGCAACUUCUUUGAGCGCGACGGACGUCCCUACU
Acytostelium subglobosum LB1 is the source of this 1078-nucleotide messenger RNA. RefSeq lists its product as hypothetical. Gene Ontology annotation, cellular component: stress fiber; focal adhesion. The record is from RefSeq and is a predicted model, not a curated record. Gene Ontology annotation, biological process: cell-cell adhesion. Gene Ontology annotation, molecular function: filamin binding. The transcript has a single exon. Lineage: Eukaryota; Evosea; Eumycetozoa; Acytosteliales; Acytosteliaceae. The annotation marks the transcript as partial.